AUGUUCGACCAACUUUUCGUAUCCCAUUUCAUCGAGUCAUUUGCCUUCAAAGAACCCUCAGGGAGGCAACCUCCUACCUGGCUCGAUAGCUUAGCUGAGCUCAUCGUCUCGCCUACUUAUGAAGUAGUCAAACACUCUAUUCGCGCGUCUUCGGCUCUUUUCUACGGUUCCCUGGCGCAAGACGUUGCAAUACAAACAGAGGCUUCGAGGUGGUAUUUGAAAGCUCUGCAGGGCCUUCAGUAUCAUCUCUCACAGCAGCUUUCAUCGUCUUUUAGCGGGGACGUGAUUUGUGCUGCCGUAAUGCUCACUCACUUUGAGAGCCUGGCUGACACGGCUCCGGGGGCUUGGUUUCAGCAUGUCCGAGGUGCAUCGUUGAUGGUUGCGAGGGGAGGCCCUGAGAGUUGUCGUCAGGGGUUUCUGCACAAUAUCUUCCGUCACUUGAGACUACUGACGGCAGUUUCAUCCCUUUUCAGAAACGAACAACAUCCAUUUUCAACGACUCAAUGGAUGACUGUGCCUUUCGAGAAACUUCCAAAGGGCCCCUUCGACGAACUUGUAGAUGUUUACUUCUCCCUCCUGCCCUGCCUGGCAAUUGCGGACGAAAUGAUCGCCGCCACGGGUGAGGAAUUCUAUUCUUUCAGAGCUGAAUUAAGCACUAUGGUGCAUCAAAUUAUAACACACCUACACACGUGGUGGUCUCAAUGUGCUUUCCGGACGGAUCUCAACCAAGCAAACCCAGAGCCAAACACUCCCGUCUGCAAAAAAAGACAUAUCGACACGCCCAGCGAUCCUUAUGACAUCCCACUGUUGCCUCAUAUGAACAUGCCAAGUGCUGCUUUGAGUGCUCUUUUCGACGCGGCGAACGUUAUAGUCUUCCGACUUCUCUCCCUGGUCUCAUCGUCAGCCCACAUAUACGGAUAUCGUAUCCAACAGCACAUCCAAUCGAUAGUGUCAGCCUUGGAAUUCGUCACCAAUAUGCCACGCCCUGUCUCUCAGCGUGGAUUUAUCAUGGUAGCCCUCCCUUUGCGAAUCAUACAAAUAUGGGCCCCGUGCAGCGGCAUAGAGCUAGGAGAUGAUACCGCAAGGCCGCUAGCGGACAAGUGGGCCCAGGAUGCCACAUCUUCUGCAGCUCCCGCAGAGUUUUUCGCACAUGUUGCUGCCUAUAUUCAUGGUCGCCAGAAAUGA
This is a messenger RNA of Penicillium manginii, 1185 nucleotides long. RefSeq lists its product as uncharacterized. NCBI's taxonomy places the organism in Eukaryota, Fungi, Ascomycota, Eurotiomycetes, Eurotiales, Aspergillaceae. The record is from RefSeq and is a predicted model, not a curated record. The transcript is spliced from 2 exons. The coding region runs from base 1 to 1185 and encodes 394 amino acids.